This is a messenger RNA of Hipposideros armiger (great roundleaf bat), 1593 nucleotides long. It is a transcript of the gene GLRX3, whose product is annotated as glutaredoxin 3. The record is from RefSeq and is a predicted model, not a curated record. The transcript is spliced from 11 exons. Bases 315 to 1322 code for a protein of 335 amino acids. Gene Ontology annotation, biological process: intracellular iron ion homeostasis. Gene Ontology annotation, cellular component: nucleus; cytosol. NCBI's taxonomy places the organism in Eukaryota, Metazoa, Chordata, Mammalia, Chiroptera, Hipposideridae.
GCUCACCGCCCCGCGCGUGGUCGGGGACCUCCCGGGACGCCUGUUCUCGGCGGGUCCCUGGUGGGGGGUGGGCGCUGCGGCGCCGCUGCCGGGGAGCCAGCCCCCUCGCCGGCCCCUGCCGGCCCUGUAACCCCGGGCCGCUCUCCCAAGCAGGCCUCCGCUUCCUCGGCGGUGAGACGGGUCAGAGCAGUGCGCACCCCGAGGCUGGGAGCCCCGGGUGGGGUGCGGGCAACGUAACGCCCCGCGUUGCCCCCCGCGCUCAGCGUUAGGCGUUUUCUGGAUGGGGCGCAGGGCGCGGGCCCCGCACGCCGCGAAUGCUUAGGGACCUGAAUGCGGCAGGAUUUUGCGGACGAACGUGGGUUGGAGACGAGCUCCUGCCCGGGAGAGUCGCUCAGGUAGAGCUCAGGUCCCUUGUUGUCGUUCAUUUCUGGGCACCAUGGGCUCCACAGUGUGUGCAGAUGAACGACGUCAUGGCAGAGUUAGCCAAAGGACAUCCCCAAGUUUCAUUUGUGAAGUUGGAAGCAGAAGCUGUUCCUGAAGUAUCUGAAAAAUAUGAAAUUAGUUCUGUUCCCACCUUUCUGUUUUUCAAGAAUUCUCAGAAAAUUGACCAAUUAGAUGGCGCACAUGCUCCGGAGUUGACCAAAAAAGUCCAGCGGCACGCCUCCGUGGGCUCCUUCCCACCCAGCGGCAGCGAGCACCCUAAAGAAGACCUCAGCCUUCGCCUGAAGAAGCUGACGCACGCGGCCCCCUGCAUGCUGUUCAUGAAGGGGACCCCGCAGGAGCCUCGCUGUGGUUUCAGCAAGCAGAUGGUGGAAAUUCUUAACAAACACAAUAUUCAGUUUAGCAGUUUUGACAUCUUCUCAGAUGAAGAAGUUCGUCAGGGCCUCAAAACCUAUUCCAACUGGCCCACCUACCCCCAGCUCUACGUGUCUGGAGAGCUCAUAGGAGGACUUGAUAUAAUUAAGGAGCUUGAAGCAUCUAAAGAACUAGAUACAAUUUGCCCCAAAGCUCCCAAAUUAGAGGAAAGGCUCAAAGUACUGACAAAUAAAGCCUCUGUGAUGCUCUUUAUGAAAGGAAACAAACAGGAAGCUAAGUGUGGAUUCAGCAAACAAAUUUUGGAAAUACUAAAUAGUACUGGUGUUGAAUAUGAGACAUUUGAUAUAUUGGAGGAUGAAGAAGUUCGGCAAGGAUUAAAAACGUUCUCCAACUGGCCAACGUACCCCCAGCUGUAUGUGAAAGGAGAGCUUGUUGGAGGGCUGGACAUUGUUAAGGAACUAAAAGAAAAUGGUGAAUUGCUGCCUAUGCUGAAAGGGGAAAACUAAUAAAUGUUAACCUUGGUGCCCAAUUAUUGCAAGAAACCUUUCAUCACAGCAGAGCAGUUCAUGCGUUAGUCAUCAGAAAUGGACUAGGAGAAGAACAAUGCAUCUUCCCCGUUUUCGCUUUGUGUAUUCCACAAGGUUGUGCUAAAUGAAUAUAUGUUACAUUUUUUUCCACCAAAAAUAGAAUACAAUAAACAUGUUCAAAUUAAUUAAAAAUAAUUGUGUAAUAAAUGUGCCUCUUUACAGUGAUGUUAAACAUACCGUUACCGUAAUU